Messenger RNA from Trypanosoma conorhini, 450 nucleotides. RefSeq lists its product as uncharacterized. Lineage: Eukaryota; Euglenozoa; Kinetoplastea; Trypanosomatida; Trypanosomatidae. The transcript has a single exon. The record is from RefSeq and is a predicted model, not a curated record. The annotation marks the transcript as partial.
AUGCCCCGGCGCCUGUCUGCCUUCGCGGCGCUGCCGCUGCUCCUCCUCGUGUUGAGUUGCGAGGCGGCGGCGGCGGCGAACCGGGAUUCUGCACAGCUGCCGGACGGAGUGGAUGUGUUUGCGUCGCGGGAGCAGGGCAACUACGACUACGCCGCUCCCUCGCUUGCGGAGGUCGACGGGGUUCUGGUUGCCGCAGCCCAUGCCCGCUGCGGUGACUGCGAGGGGUUCGUCACGCACAUCAUGGAGCGGCACGCGCUGACGAGUGAGUGGAAGCAGCAGGACAAGUGGGAGACGCACCUGGUGACCAAGGGCCACAGUUCGGUGAACUCCAACGUUUAUUCCUUCAACCCCGUAAUGGCCGUGAAGGAGGGGAGGGUCUACCUCCUCUUCAAAGNGCAAGAGAGAAGUAAACGUUCUGGGAGUUCCGACUGGGCCGACACGUUUUCGGCU